This is a messenger RNA of Postia placenta MAD-698-R-SB12, 948 nucleotides long. RefSeq lists its product as hypothetical. Bases 1 to 948 code for a protein of 315 amino acids. NCBI's taxonomy places the organism in Eukaryota, Fungi, Basidiomycota, Agaricomycetes, Polyporales, Adustoporiaceae. Gene Ontology annotation, molecular function: zinc ion binding; nucleic acid binding. The record is from RefSeq and is a predicted model, not a curated record. The transcript is spliced from 2 exons.
AUGUCCUCUCCUGCAGCCGCCCCCGACAAGGAGACCCUAAAGCUCCUUCUUCCACUUCGAUACGAUGGCAAGACAGUCAUCAAAUGCGACAGGUUCUUGUCGCAACUUCAUAUCUCCUGGUUGAUCAACACAUCGUUGAUGACCAUUGAGCUCAAGGUACAAGUUGCGCUGAGCCUGCUCGAUGGCGACGCCCGCGCCUGGGCCACGCCUUACUUUGCCCAACUCGCGAACGAGGCGGCCUUCACUGCUGCCUUUAAGAUCCACUUCGGAAAUCUCGACGAUGAGGCAGCAGCACAAGUGGAGCUGGCGAAGCUCUGCGCGGACAAGACGGUCUGUGAAAAACGCACUGCUGCGGAAUUCUCCGCGCUGUUCAAGGGUCCGGCGGACCGCUCUGGGUAUGGGGACCUGGAGCUAUGCGACAAGUACCUGAGUGGCAUCCCCUCCCGCGUAUACCGGAAGAUCGAGCUCGAGACCUUCACCACGUGGCGAGCCGCUGACAAGCGCGCCACUGAGGUCGAGCAGAUCCUCGACAUCAGCCGGGCCCGUCGGCCCGAGUUAAAUAACUUCUUCUCGGCCCGAGGUCGAGGGCGCGGUGGGGCACGUGGUGGUGCGCCCACGACACAUGCAGCUUCGGCCAGCAUCAAUGCGGCCGUCGGAAAAGGAGACUUCCCCGGCACCUGCUUUGGCUGCGGGAAGCAAGGGUACCGCCGUUUUGAGUGCCCCAAUUGUAAGGACAAGCCUUACACAAAACGCGCCGACGCACGGGCUACGGUUGCCUCGGGAUCCACCCAGGCGGUGACAAGCACCCCCGUCGCUUCAUCCUCGGCGAGUACAAGCGCCGCUUCAGCGAAAUCGGAAGGUUCCGAGCUGGCAGACUUAAUAGCACAGAUGAAGUCGAUGCGCGAGGAGCUCGAGCACUAUCGGGCCAUGAAGGAGGAGUCUUUUUGA